Hibiscus syriacus is the source of this 1246-nucleotide messenger RNA. Its product is annotated as DNA damage-repair/toleration protein DRT102-like. Gene Ontology annotation, biological process: carbohydrate metabolic process. Lineage: Eukaryota; Viridiplantae; Streptophyta; Magnoliopsida; Malvales; Malvaceae. Gene Ontology annotation, molecular function: isomerase activity. The record is from RefSeq and is a predicted model, not a curated record.
CACUUAAUUUCCUCCUUAACUUCUAUUCCUAAGCUCACUUCAGUUAUUCUCCUCCUCACACCGCCGCAGCAUGGCCGAUUCCGCCGCCACGCCACUCAAAGUUAUUGCCGGAGCUGACUCCUUCGGCGCUGAGCUAAAAGACGCCAUGGUAGCCCACCUCCGCUCCCUCAACAUAGAAGUCGAAGACCUCGGAAUCACCUCCUACUACAACAUCGGCGCUGAAGUCGGCCGUCGUGUCUCUUCCGCCACAACCUCCCCCUCCGUGGAAACCCGCGGCUUCCUUGCUUGCGGAACCGGCGUCGGAGUGGGGAUCUUCGCCAACAAAUUCCCCGGUGUAUUCGCCACCACGUGUCUCACUACGGACGAUGCUCGCAACAAUCGCUCCAUCAACAACUGCAACGUUUUAGCACUAUCCGGCAUGGCAACGCCCGUCGACACCGCAAAGGAAAUCGUCGACACUUGGCUCAACACCCCCUUCAAAUCGCCGUGCCCGGCGUCUAAUUCUCAGCCUUGGUCUGAGGACAUCGCGAAAUUCUUCGAUGAAUCGAUGAAUGAAAUGCCUAAAAUCGGUGCUUCUGAGAAAACCGAAGCUGAAACCUGUGCUAUUUGCUGUUUGGUUAAGAACAGGGAGUUGAAUCCGAUCGACAUAAUCCCUGGUGGGUCAAUGAAGAUAUUGAGAGAAACUCCCACAUCGGCUAUUGUUAGAUUUAAGGCUGGGAGUGUUGAACCAGCCCAUCACCAUACUUUUGGGCAUUGUUUGGUGGUGAUGGAAGGGAAGAAAAGUGUUUGGAAUUUGAGUAAAAAGGAAAGAUACGAUCUGGAUGUUGGGGAUUACUUGUUCACUCCAGCUGGGGAUGUUCAUAGAGUGAAAUACUAUGAAGAUACUCAGUUUUUCAUCAAAUGGGAUGGGAAAUGGGAUAUGUUCUUUGAUGAAGAUCUUGAGACUGCUAAAGCUGCUAUUGACAAGGAUUUGGCUAAUGGCUCUGCUUGAGAGGAUGUUCAUCGAUGUAUGCAAUCUCUGUCUUGUGUCUCAUAGUGUUUAAAAUUCCAUGUUUUCAUGUAAAAAUUGUUGGCCAAAUGUGUCUGUGUUUUGUGUAAAAGAUGUGGGUUUUAUUGUGGUAUUUUAGCUGUGCUUGUGUUCGAGUAAUAAAUAUGGAGUCUCAUAGUUUUUAAAAUUCCAUGUUUUCCUGUAAAAUUGUUGGUCAAAUGUUUGUGUUUUGUGUAAAAGAUGUGGGUUUUAUUGUGG